This is a messenger RNA of Mesorhabditis spiculigera, 390 nucleotides long. The record is from the annotation of a GenBank genome assembly. Lineage: Eukaryota; Metazoa; Nematoda; Chromadorea; Rhabditida; Rhabditidae.
AUGGCUUCAAAGUCAUUUUUCGCUAUUUUCCUGUUUUUCUUGUUCCUGGGUUUUGCAGAUUGCCAGGACUCUCCGCCGGAUUUCCCAUGCCUGAACCCCUUUAUGCCCGGCUGCUUCGACCGACGUCAAAAAGUAGCGAAAACGGCUGAUGGGGAGGAUGGAUGGUUUAUUUGUGGCGCUGAACUGCACCGACACGAGUGCAAAAAAUGGGAGUCCUGUGCUCAGAAAGGACUCGUGGUUAAGUGUUCCCAGCCUCCAGAAGCGCCAACGGGGUGCAAGGGGGAUUGCCUUAAAAACGGAUGCGAUUGGGGUGAGCGUUGCGUGAUUUUCUCGGGCCAUAAAUGCCCGAGGCACUGCCCAUACGUUUGCGAAGCUACUUGCAGAAAAUCU